Molecule: messenger RNA, 3816 nt
Organism: Pyricularia oryzae 70-15
Lineage: Eukaryota; Fungi; Ascomycota; Sordariomycetes; Magnaporthales; Pyriculariaceae
Exons: 1
Coding region: 179-2659 (826 amino acids)
Biological process (GO): RNA processing
Cellular component (GO): nucleus
Molecular function (GO): RNA binding
Source: RefSeq, a predicted model, not a curated record
CGCGCCUGACAUGAUUGACUUUGAAGUUUGAGGAAGGUGCAUUCAUUCAUGGUUAACAAGAUACAUGAAUCACUCCGUAAUAUGAACACUCUGGCAUGAUAGUUAGAGGAGAUUUUUAGUCAAAAAAAAUUGACUCGACCGACUGCUCAACAUGACCCAGUCGUACACCUGACCCGACAUGUCCUCGUCAAAGAAGCUCGCCGAGUUCCCCGACAUCGAAGCGAAGUUGCAGAAGCCGACCAAGAAGUCCGUCUUUGAGCGCCAACGCGAAGAGGCCGAAGCCAAGCGGCGCCGCGAAGAGGCCGAGACGGCUGCUGUGCUAGAAGACUUUGUAAAAAGCUUUGACCGUGACAGUGACCGCGAUAACUCACGCGACAACCGAUUCCCUCCUAGUAGAAACGAAAGGUCAUCGAAUGUCUCCGACCGGCCCCAGGGUUUUGGUGCCGGGGCAGGCAGGCGACAUUUUGGCAUCCAAUCUGGCUUGCCACCACCAAAGAGCGGGCCCGGAUCUUUAGGGCCGUUACCGACAAGCUUUGGGAGGAAACGAACUUUCGACGGCUUUUCUGAUAGAGGGGACCGUGCGGAGGGCGCCGUAGGACGCGGACGAACGGGUGUAGGGGAGCAUGACAACAGCAGCCGAAAGAUCGCCAAGGCCUUUGACAACAGCGAAGAUGAAGCCGAAGCUCUUGCAACCGACAGGGCUGAAGAGAAGGCCGUCUCUAAGCCGACCUUGCGCUUGUCCAACUUGCCACCGGGCUCAUCCCAGUCUCUGAUCAAGUCACUCAUACCAGUCAAUCUCAAUGUCGAGAAUGUCAAAUUCCUGCCGCCGGCUGGUCCAGUAAACACAGAAAGAAAAUCAGCCACCGCUAUCGUCACACUCUCCCCCGAAACAGCGGCCACGGAAAUCGAUGCUGCCGUCAGUACGUUACAAAAUCGGUACCUCGGCUUCGGGUUCUAUUUGUCGCUACAUAGGCACCUCUCCUCAGCUGCCAUCUCAAGCUCCCUUGUCACGGCUCAGACAAAUUCGCAUUCGUCUCACCCGUUCGGGGCCAAGCCGGUUUCUCAGCCGAAAGAAAGAUCAUCAUACAGAGGUAGGGGUCGAGGCUUUGCACCGCCCACAUCUUAUGAUGCUCAAGUGGGCAGUCCAGUAAAUCGCUCUGGAGUAAUGCACGUACCAGUGCGCCCACCCAAAGACAUACACAUGCUACGCACUAUCCACAUGGUCGUCGAAUCCAUCUUGGAGCAUGGACCCGAGUUCGAGGCGCUGCUAAUGUCGAGACCCGACGUUCAACGCGAAGAGAAGUGGGCUUGGAUCUGGGACGCGCGUAGUGAGGGCGGUGUAUGGUACCGUUAUAGGCUUUGGGAAGUCAUCACUGGUGCCAGGACACAGAGGGGCAAAGGCAAGUUUGUGCCGUUGUUCGAAGGUGGGAGUGCUUGGAAAUUACCGGACCAACCACUCUCCUACGAGUACACAGAAGGUGUAGAUGAGUUCGUGUCAGACUCUGAGUACAACUCCUCGGACGACGAUGACUUUUACGACGAGCAUCUUGGCAAAUCCGGGGAGGGCGGCCCUGGCGUGGCAGCCUCUGGAAACGAGCAGGAAGAGAACGUUCUCAGUCCACUGGAGAAAGCAAAGCUGGUUCACUUACUAGCACGCCUUCCCACCACCUUGUCCAAGCUACGAAAAGGAGAUAUUGCCAGGGUGACUACAUUUGCCAUCACUCACGCCAGCAGAGGAACGGAUGAAAUCACAGAUCUGAUCGUGUCGAAUGUCGAAAAGCCCUUUGCAUUCUCUUCGGCAAACCCUGAUUACAAGCCAAAUCAAAUUGACAGAGCACAAGACACGAAGGCUUUAUCAUUGGCACCCGAUUCCAAAGCACCCAGCGAGCCCCAGGAUGUAAGCACUUCAAAACUAAUAGGGCUUUACGUAAUCAGCGAUAUACUCUCGUCUUCGUCAACAAGUGGGAUACGUCACGCUUGGCGCUACCGACAGCAUUUUGAAGCUGCCUUGCGGAACCGAAAGGUCUGCGAGGGCCUAGGAAUGGUCCCAGAGAAGAUGGGGUGGGGCCGUCUCAGAGCAGAGAAAUGGAAACGUAGCGUAGGACUGGUGUUGGGUCACUGGGAGGGUUGGUGCGUUUUCCCUGCAGAGUCGCAAGCCUUCUUCGUCGACAGCUUUGAGAAUCCGCCCGCUCUAGCGCUGGCGCAACAGCAAAAAGAGGCCAAGGAAGCCGAAGAAGCGUUAGGCAAGAAGAAUAAGUGGAAGACGGUGCCCAAGGCUGUUGCAGGCGAGGCCCUCGCCGAUAAUUCUGGUCUAGUGGGCAACAGCUCUGUCCUUGAUGCCGAGCGAGAUCUGGAUGGUGAAGCUUAUCUCGAAUAUACGGACGACGAAGACAUGGAUCUUGAAGUGUUGGAGGGAGAGGAUAUCGACGGAGAACCCAUGAUUAGUGAGGGGAUGGCAGGGCUCUCCAUGGAAGAGGAUGUGGAUGCCAAGACAGGUGGUGACGCAGCCGGACAGCCACCCGGUAGAUCCGGGGUACAAGAACCACAUCAGGUCACCAGAUCUGUGGGUGGUUUUCAGAUGUCAGCUGCGUCGGUCAACCCUAAGAAACGUAUGCGGGCAAUGGAUAUGUUUGCGAGCUCUGACUCUGAGAAAGAUUAACAAAAUCCGUGCUUUCUCAAGAAGAUUGGAAUCAUGACAGAACACAUAUAAUAAACCAUUUUACUUAAUCUGCGGGCUCCAGUAAUUCUUAUGUUGCUGUUGUGCCCAAAUGUUCAUACCCUCGUACAAAACCUGAUUGGGGGUGCAAGAUGCCUUGGCUGGGUAUCUUCGAGCCGCAAAGAAAUUCUGCAAGGGAGUGUAUCCACGAGAGCAUGCAAGGGAGGCUAAUUUUCAACGCAAGGUACUUCUCCGUACAACGAGCCGCGCCUCUUCUCUUGUGCCUGCAUACGAAAUCUGGGUACCUUUAGUCGGUGUGGGGACAGGGAUAAGAUUAGAUUAGAUCGCCAAGAGAUCUGCGGCGACAAAGGCUUCCUGCAUCGCAAAUCUCAGGGUCCCCGCUCUACCCGUUAUGUUUGGAUCUAGAUCAGUCUUUCUCGACGACAUAGUGGCAGAAUUUCCCGACAGAACAUAAUGCCCGUCAUUGUUGCGAAAGCCAUGGCGACCAGUGGACCUGGAUCUUGACCAGCUACUUGUCGAGUUUUGAACUUUGUUUGUCAAAGAAAAGCUCAAUGGUUUGAGAUAAAGAGCAUCUAUACAGGUACAGCAUCUAACUACUGUAGGUAUCCAGAGCGAGUGACUGACAUCCAUCCCCUGCUACCAUCCUUUUUGACGGGCUGCUACUCUGAACUUGAAAGCUUGGAGGCGGGGCGACCCAACCAGCUUUGGUAUCGCUGUCGCAACCCCGACACGCGACGAAAAAAAAAAAAAAAAAAAAAAAACUACAGUCACUUUGUACUCCAUAUGUGAGACACUCGAAGCUGUCAGUAGACAUGAUGCUUACGUGGCCAUCGAUAACCAAUGAUAAAGAGCUCUAACAACUGGUUUGGGCGAGAAGUGGUUGGAGAAGUCUACUACUGAAAGCCUUGCCUCGUGACGAUGGAGCGAGAAGCCCAUUUUUUGUUUUGUUUAACCAGUAUUUUCCGUGGUUCAUCUUAAUUUUCUUCGAUUUCUCGCUUCCAGCUCCUUCAUGUUCUUCUCCAACGUCUUUAUUUCAUCAUUUAGCGACAUCAAAUCAAUCGUAAAGCUCGCGAAAAACACGGCGCAGAGGCUGAAUCGUAGCGUAGUAUGGCAGUGCUUGGACUCCCCGACAGAUCCAC